This is a messenger RNA of Aplysia californica (California sea hare), 2826 nucleotides long. RefSeq names its product serine/threonine-protein phosphatase 6 regulatory ankyrin repeat subunit B. The transcript is spliced from 5 exons. Gene Ontology annotation, cellular component: nucleus; cytoplasm. NCBI's taxonomy places the organism in Eukaryota, Metazoa, Mollusca, Gastropoda, Aplysiida, Aplysiidae. Gene Ontology annotation, molecular function: protein binding. The record is from RefSeq and is a predicted model, not a curated record. Gene Ontology annotation, biological process: intracellular signal transduction. The coding region runs from base 879 to 1844 and encodes 321 amino acids.
UCUCUGGCUGCGCAUAAACUAGCACAUCGAAUUGAGCGACGUACGAGGGCUGCCCAAAUCUAGCAGACAAGUUUACAUUGCCAUUCGGAAAAGGAACAUUUGGUCGUGUUUACGUUUCGAUACGACAAAAAUCAAGUUUAGCAGUUAUCAUUGAUAUUUGUACGUUCUGGAAUAGCUUCACCCUUGAGGGAAUCUCCAGCUUUCUUUUUGCUGUAUUGAAACGAACAGUGAACCCCUGACUCUGUCUGUUCAAAACAUAAACACGCAUUGAUCCUGAUCCCCUGCCCUGGCCGAGCAGUGCCUAACUGCUCUGAACAGUGUUGAAUCGGAAUCCCAGGAUUGGAAUCAUGGUCAAAAUGAGUUCGGCAUCAAAUUUUGCUAAAAUUUUGUUCAUGGCUGAUGGAUGACCCGUUGUAAUGCGUGGAUAAUCAAAGCCAGGCUCAGGAUGUGUUGUCUUUCUAUGACAUGAGUGACAGGCCUGGAAUCUAGAAUGAUGCCCGCUGAUGAAGAUCAGAAUAAUGGUUCAAAUAAAAGUGAUUAGGACUAGCGGUCGUAUUCUACCCCGUUGACCUCUCAAACUCAAACGUUAUCUCCUGCUUUGAAUGCUUGUGUUUUGCAGAACACUGGGACAUUUUAAAAUAAAAGUUGUACAGUCUGGAGGAUGCACCUUUUUCAUAGGCCAACUGGAAUAGGAGAAUCGAGCAUUACCUGAUCGAUUAAUAUAAACAUUUGAAAGAAGCCAAAGCCCAGACAGUGCAUGUAUUCUAAAUAAGAGAAGAAUAGUUCUUUUGAAUGCUGAGUGGGCAUUUAUGACUUGACGUUUUCCGAGUUAAUAAUAUUUAAAUUUGUAAACCGCUGUUGAAAAACUUAAUUUAAUCAUGGGUAAUUCAAGAUCCAGCAAAAAUUGUGCAGCUUCCAUGACAAUGGGCAUGCCUCAAAGAGAAAGGGAUCUUCAUAUUGCUGUGGUUGGAAAUGACAAGUCAAGCGUCUUGUCUGUUUUAAAUCAAGGUGUUGAUAUAAACUACCCAUGGAGUAAUCCUGCAGUUCCAAGUGUCAAGGACAGCACUACACCACUAAUCGCAGCAGUUUCUCUCAACCAUGUUGAGAUUGUUAUGAUUUUGCUGCACAGUGGAGCAGCACUGAACAGAACAGAUCGCAAUGGUUGCACUCCCUUGUACAAAGCUGCCUUUCAUGGUCGGAUGGUGCUAGUGGAUGUUUUGGUCAAAGCAGGUGCAGAGAUUGAUAAAGCAGACAAAGAGAAUCAGACUCCUCUGUAUAUCUGUGUUCAGAAUGCCGUUGUACAUUCCAGCAUUGCUACAGUGAAAAGGUUACUGGCUGCAGGAGCAUCAGUGCACAUCACUGACCGCUAUGGGAGAGUUCCACUACACAGUGCAGCCCACUGGAAACUCAAAGAACUCAUAAGAAUUCUACUGGAAGCAAAGAGCUACGUGAAUGUGGUGGACAAGCAGGGGAGGACUCCUCUCUAUGUGUGUGUGGUGUCUCUCAGUACAGGCAUCUACAAGGAAGAUUUGAAAUAUCAAGUCCCGUGUAUUAAAAUAUUAUAUACUGCUGGUUGUGAUAUGCUAAACCUGGAGGACUGGCUCCGCUGGAAAGGGCCUGGGGUCCCGCCGGAAAUGCUGACCGGGGACGAGAACUUCCUGACCUGGUACAAGGCAGCGAUGACCUCACCCCCCUCCUUGAGGAACUUGUGUCGGAAGGUGGUCCAGCGGAGGUUGGUGGCCUACGACUGCCCGGGCCUGGUCAAGUGUGUGGAGCAGCUGCCGGUGCCCCCGUCCCUCAAGGUGUACCUGUCGCGGAAGAUGUUUCACCUGCCCAUGUCUUAAAGGCUACCACUGGCUUAGACUUGGUUGUGAUCUGUACAAUCUUGUGGUUUUAUCUCGACAUUCUGGCGUUUUGUGCAACAAUAGAUUGACGAAGCUCUUUACUAUUCUGCAAAAUGGUAGUUUAAAGAAAAUUUCCUUUCCCAGGUUGAAGUAAACUCAAGUUGCUUUGCUUAGUAGGAGAUAGGUUUUUCGAACAGCUUUAUUCAAUUAACUUAAACAUUUUUCUGCCUCCCACUCCUCUUGAGAGUACACUAGUUACUUGCUACUUAUCACAGAGAAGUCACUUUUGCAGGGGGUGGGGGGAACCUCACAGCUUUAUUUGUUCUAUCCACUUGAUGUUUUCCAAAGAAACAACAAUUAAGCUGGAUAUUGUUGUAUUGACACUGUUUGGCCAUCAACUUUGCAUUAAUUCAUUUGUUUAAAGCAGUAUACAGCAGUUAUGUUGAUUUGAUUUGCACUAAUUGCACAGUUUUUGCAAGGCGGAUGGAGGAAGAUGUACUAAUUUUUUUCUAGUAGUCUUCUUGGCAAAAAGUACUUUUAUUCUUUUUGUGCAUUGUAACAUCAGUAUUCAUGAAAAUAUGUCUUAAAGAUGGUGAUGUUAAGGUUUAAUUUUUUUUUUUUUUUUUGGUGGUUUACAGGAUUCUGUAGUUUUUCAACUUGAUACCACAUUUAGAGGAGUUCCUCUGGUCUCUCCCUUCAUAAGUUUGGUCAUCAUUGCAGUUUCUUUGCACCUUUUUGUCUUCAUUCCACUAUAUAGUUUAUGCUUCUGUCAUGAAAUUUACAUGUAAAAUUCAAACAGAAUAACUGAGGACAAUUUGCUUCUUCUUGUGCUGUUCAAAGUUACUUAUUUCAGUAAUUAAACUGUCUCUGAAGUAGAGAUCAUGUGGCAGUGCUCUCUUUUUAUCUCCCACCACAAAGCAUAUUUUAAAACAGGUUAUGUAUUCGUUCUGUGAAUUUUUAGAUUUUGACCACAAAAAAAAAA